AAACUUUACAAAACGGGAGUUUGUACCGGUCUAGAUCGGCACUCCGUCGUCAUAUUGCUUCCAAAUUACACAACAGAAUCUCGGAGUGUAUGAGAAGAAGCAAAAGAAAAAUAGAAAAGCGAGGUAAAGGGGCUGAUCUCGGAACCAGUUCUCAACGAUCUUCAGAGUCUCUAAUCUCGAUCAAUCCAAUCGCAUGCGACGAUACUUUGAACGAAUAUCUCUCUCUCUCUCUCUUGAUCUCUCUCUACACACCCAUCCAUGGAUGAUUCUUUCUCUACCCUUCCCACCAGCCACUUGCUCGGUUCAGUCCCGGCCGUUGUCACUGAAGGAAAUAAAGCCACCACCACCAGUUAUGAGGCCCCUCAAGCGAAUUUGCAAAUAUUUCCUCCAAAUGGUGUAGGUGGGGGGCAGGGAUAUCAAACUCUUGGAAGUCCAAGUGCUAAUCAUGCAGAAGGAGUUGAACAAAUGUCGUCAACGAACAACUGGAAGGGAGUGUUUAACAUCUCAUCUUACACACAAUAUUUCAAUGUAGACACAGAUAUCGUGUUGAACAGAUUGAUGAGCUCAUUGUAUCCUAUUAAUGGAGAUUUUUUCAACAAGAUUGAAGCAAACCCUGAUCUCUACGGGCUUGUUUGGAUCACCACCACAUUGGUAUUUGUUAUUGCUGCCCUUGGAAACUGUGGCACCUACUUGAUGAACAAGCACAGUGACAGUAGUACUUCAUGGAGCUUUGAUGUCAGCUACAUAAGUUUGGCAGCGUGCUCAAUAUAUGGCUAUGCAGUAGUUGUGCCAUUGGGAUUUUACUUUUUGCUUCAGUAUCUGGGUUCAAAUGCCAGCCUUGUACGCUUUUGGUGCAUGUGGGGAUAUUCGUUCUUCAUACUUGUUCUCAGCUCUUUUCUGUUGGUUAUCCCAGUUGAAUUUCUCCGGUGGAUCAUCAUUAUCAUUACUGGUGGUGCAUCGGCUACCUUUGUUGCCUUGAACCUCAGGUCCCAUAUAGAGGGGAAUAAUGAUCUUACAAUGGUGCUAGUUGCUGCUUUUAUUUUGCAAAUGGGUUUGGCACUCUUCAUCAAGAUGUGGUUCUUCCCAUAACCCUAACCCACUAUUGUCCAAGCUCAGCCAGCGUGUUUGCUUUGUAACACAAAAUCUGAAAGGUAACAUCAUUUUCUUUUAUUUUGUGCGGCUUGGAUUUGCCCACUGGCUUAUGUUGUAAAGUGAAAAAAACUAGACUAUAAUGUUCUCGAGAAUGCUAAAACAGUUUGAGAGAGAAUAGUGUUUUCAUUCGUGUUGCUUGUGACGCGGUGUUGAUAUGAAUGGCUCGGAUAUUGUUAGCCUACAGAUUUUUGGAGACCAAAUGUGAUUUUUUGACUUCCCUUUUUCUAGUAAAUUUUGAAUCUUCCAGAAAA
Camellia sinensis is the source of this 1403-nucleotide messenger RNA. RefSeq names its product Integral membrane Yip1 family protein. Lineage: Eukaryota; Viridiplantae; Streptophyta; Magnoliopsida; Ericales; Theaceae. The record is from RefSeq and is a predicted model, not a curated record. Gene Ontology annotation, cellular component: Golgi apparatus; membrane. Gene Ontology annotation, biological process: vesicle-mediated transport. Gene Ontology annotation, molecular function: small GTPase binding.